AUGUCGGAUAUUCCAGUGAUCGCUUUCGGUCCCAGACCCGACAUCUAUUAUAUUGGCCUGGGGAUGCGUUAUUACGCACCCGGUAUGCCGGCGUCUGCACAAGGGACCAUAAGUAAAUGGCCUGCAAUCCAAAUCAAGUGGAUGAGCAUCGAUGCAGACGGCGCAUUUAUGGCAAGGGACGCUUAUAGCAGUCGAGUGGAAUAUGAUACACGGGUCACACCAGACGCAAUCAGCAAGUUGCAUGCAACGCCUGCCGCCGAAUAUAUCACAUUUGGUCCCAACAAAAAAAACUUUUGCGCUAUUAUGUCUGGAGGCACCUGGAGUUCAUACCUCGAGAACGAGAACAUCAAGAAUCUGCGGGUGAUCGAGGCCAGCGUUGGAGGGCCCGAUGUUUUCAACCGUGCCCUGGAUGGAAUCCUCUUCGGCAAAGGCAGCACCAUGAUUUUCAUGUUCAAAAAUUGCUUCUCGUACUACACAGACCACGAGACAGAAAACACUGCUGUGGAAAAGCUCAUGGACGACUAUAUCAACCGCCAGCCGCCAUGGACAAUCGAACGUGGAUCCGCGUUGUGCCAGUGGAACGUCAACUACUACUUUCUCAAGUUCCGAAAUACACAAACGAACGCCAUUAUGAUGCAUUGGAAUCUACCCGAUGCUAUGGCUCAGCAACUGGCAGAUUUAAAAGCAUCUUUUGCAACACAGGAAUCAAAACAAGCAAUCGCGAAUCACCAACAACAGGGGAUGAUACAGGCAACAAAUAAUUUUGCUCUGGCAGUUCACGCAAAUAACGCGAUGAGGGCGGUGUUCUUCCCCAGUCAAUAUGGCUAUUACUAA
This is a messenger RNA of Psilocybe cubensis, 834 nucleotides long. RefSeq lists its product as uncharacterized. The transcript is spliced from 8 exons. Lineage: Eukaryota; Fungi; Basidiomycota; Agaricomycetes; Agaricales; Agrocybaceae. The coding region runs from base 1 to 834 and encodes 277 amino acids. The record is from RefSeq and is a predicted model, not a curated record.